Messenger RNA from Dacryopinax primogenitus, 3435 nucleotides. RefSeq lists its product as uncharacterized. Gene Ontology annotation, biological process: positive regulation of transcription by RNA polymerase II. Lineage: Eukaryota; Fungi; Basidiomycota; Dacrymycetes; Dacrymycetales; Dacrymycetaceae. The transcript has 7 exons. Gene Ontology annotation, molecular function: ATP-dependent chromatin remodeler activity; DNA binding; histone binding. Bases 1 to 3435 code for a protein of 1144 amino acids. The record is from RefSeq and is a predicted model, not a curated record. Gene Ontology annotation, cellular component: nucleus.
AUGCUCGAAGAAGACAAGAAUUCCCCGAUCUACCCCUACAACGCGUACCUCAAGCCUUCCUCCCUUCUAGUCCCCGGCAGGCGGGUGCAGAUUCCCGCCCUCCUCCCGCGCGGCUUGGGCGUCGACGCGUAUGCGAUGAAGAAAGAACGGGAACGGUUCUUGGAGAAACGGAUGGAGAACCGGCUCGAGGAACUGCAUCGCUUCCACCAGGCCCCGCCUGGGCCGGGCAAGCUGCAAAGGGCCUACAUCGGGACUAUGCUUGGCCAGGCUGGAGUGGAGAUCAAACUCCUCAUCGAGAAGAAGGCGUUGCUCCUCAGGGAAAAACAACGGAAGCUCCGUUCAGACCUUGUUCAGGUUACCCAGGUCGCCACUGCCCUCCCAGGCACGACAUGUCUCGACAAGGAUAUGUUCCGACGGCCGAAGCGGGUUGACCUGAGCCAAGUUCGCGCAUUGGAAAAGCUAGAGCGCAAGCAACGGCAUCAGCGUGAAGGUCGUGUGCGUGCUGCGCACCGGCAAGAACUGGAGCUUAUCUGUGGCCAUGGACGAGAACUGUCCAUGCAAGAUGAGCUUGCACGGCAAAAGCAGAAACGCUUCGGGCAGAAGAUCCAACAGUAUCAUCAGAUCGCGGAAAAGGAGGAGCAGAAGCGGGUUGAACGGAUCAGCAAGGAGCGUCUAAAGGCGCUUAAAAAUGACGAUGAGGAGGCCUACCUCAAGCUGAUCGACACUGCUAAGGAUACGCGUAUCACGCAUUUGCUCAAGCAGACCGAUCAGUACCUCGACAACCUUGCUAGUAUGGUCCGUGCGCAGCAGAACGAUGAUGAAGGCGUCGACCUCGUUUUGGAGACUGGACCGACGAGCGAAGCGACCUUCGGCGCGACGCGGCAGGAUGACCCUACGGAGGACACUGGCAAGAUCGACUACUAUGCUGUGGCGCAUAGUAUUUCUGAGCGAGUGACGGAGCAGCCGAAGAUCCUCACUGGAGGAAAACUGAAAGAAUAUCAGAUCAAGGGUCUCCAGUGGAUGGUCAGCUUGUAUAAUAACAGGCUGAAUGGGAUCCUCGCCGAUGAGAUGGGUCUGGGGAAAACCAUUCAGACAAUUUCGCUCGUUACCUUCCUCAUCGAAAAGAAGAAACAGCAGGGCCCGUACCUCAUCAUAGUCCCCCUGUCUACCAUCACCAACUGGUCGCUCGAGUUCGACAAGUGGGCUCCAAGCGUAAAGCUCAUCGUUUUCAAGGGACCCCCCAACCAACGUAAGAUGCUCUCAUCCCAGGUCAGGCAGGGCAACUUCCAAGUGUUGCUCACAACCUACGAGUACAUCAUCAAGGAUCGCGCGGCGCUCUGCAGGCCGAAAUGGGUUCAUAUGAUCAUCGACGAGGGUCAUCGGCUCAAGAACGUGCAGAGCAAGCUUUCCCAGACGCUGAUGCAAUUUUAUGUCUCCCGUUACCGGCUUAUCCUUACGGGCACGCCGUUACAGAACAACCUGCCCGAACUGUGGGCGCUGCUCAACUUUGUCCUCCCUAAGAUCUUCAACUCCGUCAAGUCCUUCGACGAAUGGUUCAACAUGCCUUUCGCCAACACAGGCAGUCAAGACAAGAUAGAGCUGAACGAAGAAGAGCAGCUUCUUAUCAUUCGUCGUUUGCAUAAAGUGCUUCGGCCGUUCUUGCUCCGUCGGUUGAAGAAGGACGUCGAGUCCGAAUUGCCGGACAAGGUUGAGAAGGUCAUCAAGUGCAAGAUGAGCUCCCUGCAAAUGAAGCUAUAUAACCAGAUGAAAUCUGAGGGGAUUCUUUAUUCUGAGAAGACUGAUGCCAAGGGUCGUCAACUGGGUAUCAAAGGCCUUAGUAACGCCAUCAUGCAGCUACGCAAGCUCUGCAAUCAUCCUUUCGUAUUUGACGAAGUUGAACGGGCGAUCAACCCUGCCGGUGUCACCGACGACAACAUUUGGCGUACGGCUGGCAAGUUUGAGCUUCUCGAUCGGAUCCUUCCCAAGCUCCUUACUCACGGUCAUAGGAUGCUCAUAUUCUUUCAAAUGACGGCCAUCAUGGAUAUCUUCGAGGAUUUCAUGAGACUCAAAGGCUACAAAUACCUUCGUCUGGACGGUGCCACGAAGCAAGAGGAUCGUAGCAGCAUGCUUCAGGUCUUUAAUGCUCCCGAUUCCCCCUACGACACAUUCUUGCUCUCCACUCGUGCCGGUGGCCUGGGUCUCAACCUGCAGACUGCGGACACGGUCAUCAUCUUUGACUCGGACUGGAAUCCACAUGCAGAUCUUCAGGCGCAGGAUCGCGCACAUCGUAUCGGCCAGAAGAAGGCGGUAUGUAUUCUGAGGUUGAUCACAAGCCACAGUUUCGAAGAAGAGAUCCUGGAUCGUGCACGUGGCAAGCUUGAUAUUGACGGCAAGGUCAUUCAAGCGGGUCGGUUCGAUAACAAGAGUACGCAGGAGGAGCGCGAACGCUUCCUGCGAUCUAUGCUUGAACACGACAAUGAGCAAGUUGAGGAACAAGGGGACAUGACCGAUGACGAAAUCAAUGAGAUCCUGGCCAGAAGUGCUGAAGAACUCGAGGCCUUCAGGAUCAUGGAUAUCGAACGGGAGCGAGAGGCAGAGAAGGCUUGGCGUGCGCGUGGCGGUCAGGGCCCCAAGCCCGAACGUCUCAUGCAGGAAGCUGAGUUGCCCGAAAUAUAUCGUCGCGAGCGGGUUCCGCAGACCCUGUUGGAAGAGACGGAGGUGUUGCAGGCCGAAGGAAGAGGAGCCCGUGUCCGGAAUCCCGUCAAGUAUGACGAGACGGAAGAGUUCAACGAGUGGCUGGACGACAAUGGCGAUUCUGACUUCGAAGACUGGCGCGAUAAGCGCGAUGCCAAAGAAGCCAAGAAGAAGAAAAAGAAAGGAGAGCGCUCCAUCACCGAUACCCCUAUCCCUGAUGACGACCCUCCUCUUAUUAAAAAGGGGAAGGGAAGGCCGCCGAAGAAAAGGCAGCAGGAAGACUGGCAGCCAGUUGCGCCUGCCUCCGGGAAGCGGAAGCGGGGCGAGAAGGAACUGGCAACUCCUGGAGAUGAUGAGGACGAUUCGCGUGAUGUCUGUCAGAAGCGUCGCAAAACUGCAAUGUCUCCUCAAAUGGCUUCGCGAAUGAAGGCCGUCUUCCAAGAGUGUUAUCUGGCCGUCGCCGCCUGCACGGACGACGGCGGGCGCAAGCGCUGCGAACUUUUCCGUGAACCACCCAGCCGCAAGCUCUACCCAGACUACUACACUAUCAUCCCGAACGUCAUCGCCAUGUCGGCGAUUCGCAAGAGGAUGAAUAGUGGCGGCUACUCUACGGUUGCAGAAUUCAGGGCCGAUUGGCGAUUGAUGUUUACCAACGCUCGUACUUAUAACCAGGAGGGCAGCUUUGUAUACGUCGAUGCGGUAGCACUUGAGGGAGUCUUCAAUACCGUGUACAAUAAGUAA